This is a messenger RNA of Aspergillus pseudotamarii, 2463 nucleotides long. RefSeq names its product acyl-CoA dehydrogenase. The record is from RefSeq and is a predicted model, not a curated record. NCBI's taxonomy places the organism in Eukaryota, Fungi, Ascomycota, Eurotiomycetes, Eurotiales, Aspergillaceae. Gene Ontology annotation, biological process: fatty-acyl-CoA biosynthetic process; fatty acid beta-oxidation using acyl-CoA dehydrogenase. The transcript has 4 exons. Gene Ontology annotation, molecular function: glutaryl-CoA dehydrogenase activity; flavin adenine dinucleotide binding; fatty-acyl-CoA binding. Gene Ontology annotation, cellular component: mitochondrial inner membrane. Bases 743 to 2038 code for a protein of 431 amino acids.
CCUAAUACGAGUCUUGCUUCAAGUUUCUCAAGUCAAUGAACCAAUUGUAUAACAAUUUCGGCGUACAUAAGAUUCGAGAAUUGUACGAUCUGGCUUGAUGCUAGGUCGUAGUGCACAGUAUAAUGGGGAUGACAACAUAUCCACAAGCCAUUCUACGAUAUAACUGAGAGGCUCGAUAAUGGCGACUUGCUCCUAUCAAUCUCUUUUUCUUCUUCCCUCCUCUUCCCCCUUGCGUUUUACAUUGAAUAUGGCACAUAUGGAUUUCUACUUGUUCAUUGGGUGACACUGCCGAGGAAACGGAACACAAGCCGAAACCGAUAGAUAGCGGGUGGGGGAAGUACCAAAUAUCCGCCUGCACUUCCCAUAGGACGCAUUGAAUGAUACGGGUCCUGUUUUUGAGAUCUGUCUUAGCACCUAACUUGUGUAUCAAUAGGUAGGCCUACGGCUAUCCCUGUGGUUGCGGAAGGUGGAUGCGGAAGUUCACAAACGGCAGGCCGACACCCGGAGCGAUUGCCGAGGGAAAUUCUUCCUUUAUUUAAAGUUCGGUCUUCCUUUCUUAGUUCGGGCGAUUCAAACAGCUUCCCCGCAACAACUCCAUACUAUUUUCUGUUCACGUAUGCCGUACUAGUUGUCAAUUCAGCUGGAAAGCGUUUAUAUAACCAUAAAGAGCUUAUUCGACGUCGCUUCCACUUCUGUUUGAGAAGAUUAUUAUCUGUCACCGCGCAUUAUACUACCCAUCAUCAUGAAUCGAUCAUUGCUCCGUGCGGCUUCACGUCACCUCCAGUCGGCAAGCCACGUGCACAAGGCGCCCGCAGCUUCACUCAAUGCGCCGGUGCGCAGUUUCGCGACCGCCUUCAACUGGGAAGAUCCUCUGGCUGCAUCGGAGCUGUAUACUGAGGAGGAACUGGCGAUACAAAACACGGCGCGACAGUAUUGCCAAGAGCGCUUGUUACCCCGGGUUCUCGAUGCUUAUCGAAACGAAAACUAUGAUCGCAAAAUACUGGAAGAAAUGGGCGAACUGGGUCUUCUCGGCGCCAGCAUUGAGGGCUAUGGUUGUGCAGGUGCCAGCACCGUUGCAUCGGGUCUGAUAACUAAGGAGGUUGAACGAGUGGAUUCCGGAUACCGAUCAGGAAUGUCUGUGCAGAGCUCGCUGGCGAUGACAGCCAUCUAUGAGUUUGGAUCCCAGGAGUUAAAGGAUAGAUUCCUGCCAGAACUAGCCAAGGGAAAGAUUGCUGGUUGUUUUGGACUUACGGAGCCUAACCAUGGCUCAGACCCUGGCUCUAUGGAAACAGUUGCGCGAGAGCAUCCUACUAAGAAGGGCUAUUAUUCGCUCUCUGGCACGAAGACUUGGAUUACGAACUCCCCCAUCUCCGACAUAAUGAUAGUAUGGGCCAAGCUGGAGAGCACAGGUAAGAUCCGCGGGUUUGUGGUGGAACGGGACCAAUGCCCCCCAGGAACCUUGGAGACUCCGGCCAUCAAGAAUAAGACCGCCUUACGGGCGUCUAUCACCGGUAUGAUUCAAAUGGAUGACUGCCCGGUACCAAAGGAGAAUAUGUUCCCCGAUGUUGAAGGCCUCACUGGCCCUUUCACCUGCCUUAACAGUGCUCGACUAGGAAUCGCCUUUGGUGCCAUGGGGGCUCUUGAAGACUGCCUAAGCCGUGCCCGGACCUAUGCCUUAGAGCGGAAGCAGUUCAAGGGCAACCCUCUGGCGAAGUAUCAGCUAAUCCAGAAGAAGUUGGCGGAUGCUGCCACGGAUGCUGCUUAUGGGACGCUAGCAGCGACCCAGGUUGCUAGGCUCAAGGACCAAGGCAAAUCUACCCCUGAAAUGAUCUCCAUGAUUAAAAGACAGAACUGUGACCGGGCCCUGGCCAACUCCCGGAUACUUCAAGAAGUCUUCGGCGGAAAUGCAACCAGCGACGAAUACCAUAUCGCUCGGCAUGUAGCCAACCUGUUUGUGGUGCAAACGUACGAGGGCCAGAGCGACAUUCACACGUUGAUUCUGGGGCGCGCCAUCACUGGAGUCCAGGCGUUUGUUUAGGACACUCGCCGCUGUCAUCCUCGUAGAAUCGCUUGCGGCUAAUUUGGAAUCAAUAAUGUGUGUAUAUAUAGUAGUUGGGUAGACAGAGAGAACACAUCAAGUCAAAUAACAGUGUUCAAUGUCUUACUAAGCAAGUUAAUUGCCCCAUGACUAUUGCUGGCCUAGCUUCAAUCAUUACUACUGGGAGUACGGAGUAGAGCCUUCGAGAAUCGGUGGUGCCCUAUAGGCACGUGAUAUUAGACUGCGCCAUGUGGGCACGCGAGGCUUGAUUAGGCUUAUAUGAGAAUGAUCCGACAUUUUGAUGAAGACCUGAACGGGAAGUCGCUGAAAGGGGAGGAAGUAAUUCAAGAAUACCUUGGAUCAUAAUACACACACACACACACACACACACACAGAGAGAGAGAGAGAGAGAGAGAGAGAGAGAG